Cavia porcellus (domestic guinea pig) is the source of this 4957-nucleotide messenger RNA. RefSeq names its product leucine rich colipase like 1 (gene Lrcol1). The coding region runs from base 3561 to 4022 and encodes 153 amino acids. Lineage: Eukaryota; Metazoa; Chordata; Mammalia; Rodentia; Caviidae. Gene Ontology annotation, cellular component: extracellular region. Gene Ontology annotation, biological process: lipid catabolic process; digestion. The record is from RefSeq and is a predicted model, not a curated record. Gene Ontology annotation, molecular function: enzyme activator activity. The transcript is spliced from 6 exons.
CCACUGCUGUUCAGCAGAUCUGAGAGUCGGCCUGGAGCACAAGCAGGGGUGUGUGUGAGGGGGACCUGUCUUGGGGCGGACGUGGCAUUGAGGAACUGGGGUCCCAUGCACCUGGUGUGCCUGGUUAGGGGUGUUUGGUGGUCCCUGGGUGGUCCUAGAUGGGUAGGGGGCAGAAGAGGGAAACUGCGAUCACUAAAUGAGGUCUUGGUAGCUUCCACCUGCCUGUGUGGCGUGAGUCAUGUGGAGGUGGAAUCCUGGCACAUUCAGUCCCUUCAGCUGGAGUGGACAGAAGAAUGCAGAAGCAGGUGGAUCCAGCUCGGGACUCUCUGUGACCCAUCUGCAGAGGGGCUGUGACCUUCCUGGAAGUGGCAGGAGGGCUAGACUCACCUCUAACCGAGGAACAGGUGGGAUUUGUGAUGGCAGGGGGGACAAGGAGAGGCUGGCCGCUGCUCUAACAGGACAGGGCGGGACCAUUGAGCAGCCAGCCACAACAGGCCUGAGAGCAUUUCCCGUUGGCUGCAGCCCAGCCCUGCAGGGAACCUGCAGGCACCUGGUGUUCUCAGUGUGGAAACCUGAGUGCCCCAGGAGCCUGGGAGAAGCCAGGCUGUGUGCCUCCAGGCUGCACCUCAGCAGGGAUGCCGAGUCCAUUUCUGGUGCUCAGUGCCCAAGGAAGGGGUCAAGUUGCAAGUGGCAUCAGAGGCCAGGAGAUUUUUCCUGGGACUUGUGCUGCCCCUGGCAAGAUUUCUUGUCUUGCUUUUACUGAGCACACUGAUAGUGUGAAUCCAGGGGUCACUGAGACACUGAGGAAAUGGGGGUGGGUAGAAGUGAACAUCUGGGAAAGAGGGGCCUUGUGGGGACAGCAUGUGUCAAAGUGGGAGGGCUGUGGCCUUCCCCGUGUGAGACACGGCUGCAUGGCAGGGCACCAAUGGGCUCUGCCCAAGGCAUCUGUGGGGUGCUUUUGUUUUUGUUUUUGUCUUUGUCUUUUUGAGACAGGAUCUCACUCUGCAGUUCCCAUUGGCCUUGAGCUUUGUAGCCCAGGCUGGCCUUAAACUCACAGUGAUCCUCCUGCCUCAGCCUUCCCAGUGCUGGGGUUGCAGGUGUGAGCCACCAGGCCUGGCACUGUUUUUAUUUUUGUAAAUUGUACUGAACAGAAAACAAAGUGUUCUCGCUGUUGUAAGUGGGCAGUUCUAGGGAGUUGAGCACAGUUCGGUCUGUGCCCUGCAAGUUCUGCCAUCCUCCCACAUAGCUGGACCUCAGCCCUCUCAGCUGGGCGCUACCACCCUCAAUGAGGUCUGGGCCUGACCCUCCCAGGACUCCGUGCAGCUCAUAUCAGUGACCAGAGGCCCCUAGGGCCACCCACGCUGCAGCCUCGGUCAGGGUGUCCUCCCUGCUGCGGGCCCCCCUCCGCUUGCAUUCACUGCGACCUGCUAAAGGGGUCCUCCUGGGCUUCUGGAGCUGCUUCCUCUGUUGACUACAGCCCACCUGACUUGGAACCUGGGCCUCCGAGGGAGUCCAGGCCUAUGAAGAUUUUUGAGACUGAAAAAGAAAAAAGUGCUCCCUAUUUCUAAGCACAAAAAGAAUAUGGAAAGUUUGAAGUUGUAAAAUGUUCAAAUGGGAUUGAAUUUGGCUUUCACGUCAUUCCAUUAAGUUUUAUUUAAAUUAGUGUGCGUAUGCAUUCACUCACAGGACUGCAAGUAUGUUCCCAGGGCUUCUGGGAUGUGGAAGCGGCUGACUGUGGGGCUUGAGUGGCUGUGGCUCUGCCUCUUGAGUGCUGCUGACCUGAGUCUUUGCCUGACUGCAGAGAGGCAGAAGAGCCCCUCCUGCUCAGGGGAGGACCAGACCUCAGAGGACAGGGCCUGUGCAGCCGGAUGGAGGGCUGGGGACAGGAGCAGAGCACUCAGGGCCCCUGAGGGAGGAGGUAGCCUGGGUGCAUUUGGCUUUCUCUCCUGGUCUGAAUGGGAGGUAGUGGGGGAAGUCACAGGAAAUGCAGUCACUGCCGGAUGUCGGCCUCUGGGGCCAAGGGUGCCAGACUGUGGCCCUGGGUCCUGCUGGACUUUCCUUGAUCUGCAUACAUUCCCUGGGGCUGGAGUAUGAACGCUGCAGGACCAGGGUUGAGUUGCUGUGUCUGCCCUACAAAGCAAGCUGGGUGUUGCCAUCAGUGUGACCAUCACAACGGGCCCUGCAGAACUAGCAGGUGCGACAGGGCCAUGACCUCAUAUGAGCAGCAUGAGUACCUCAGUGGCGCAGCCACUGUCCACUUGCCACGGAUGCUGUGAUGGACAAAGACCCCUGUUUCGGGACUUCUGAUGCAUAGGGCUGUCCUCAUUGUCACCCCUAAGAAUUGGCUCAUCUCCUCCUCGUGGGUCCCUGUCCUGUUUGAGACCCAUGCUACACAGUACCAGGCCCAAAGCAGCACCAUCUUGGCAUCGAGAAACCGAUGCUGAGCACAUCGUCCUCUCAGAUGGAGCCAGCUUCCAAGUGUGUGUCUCUCUGGAACACAGAGCUGGGUUCAAAUGGGCUCAGGCCAGCGCUCCACCCCCAAGGCUGUGCCUGGACCUGAAGGCUUCAGCCCUAGGGGCCUCAGCUUCAAGCACAGGCGGAGCCAGAGCCGGGCCUCCAGCUGCCCUGCAGGGUGUCUGCACAGCCAGUGUGCUCACCGGCAAGGGUGCUGCAUCCUCCUGGCUCCCAGCGGAGGAACCCACACAGGUUCUGUUCAAACAAAUAAGCCUCAGCCUCCUCAAGCCUCCUGCUUCAGGCUCAGCGCAGUGCACUUCCUGUCACCAUGGCCUGCUGCCAAGCGAGCACCGGUGACAGACACCCUUUUACCCUCUGUGUCACAGAGAAGAUGUCACGAAGCAGGUGCCAGCCCAACCUGGUGGCCGAGCAGCCCUGUGCUGAAACAGAAACUUUGGACAAAAUAAAUAUGAGCAUCGGGCCACAAGCACCUACAGAGUAGACCACACGGAGCCACGGGUGGACGCCCUGCCAAUGUCAGGGCGGCGUGGCCAGUGCAGUCACUGCCACCCGGAGCAUUAGAAAUGGUGGUGUGGGUUUGCGGAGCUCGGGAGCUUCGGUCUUCUCUUUCUUUACAUCUUCCCUCUUGGCGACUGCAGAUUGAAACAUCUUUCCCCAGAUAGCAGAUGAGAAAUGGCACCCUCUCCCAACUCACAUGCUGCCACUUUGUGACUGGAGGGACACUGGGGCAGAGCGAUGGCCCUUUAUCCACAGGAUACUGAGUGCUGGGAGGGGCGCAGCCUGGCCUGAGGGCAGGAGGACAGCAGGCGCCACGGCAGCCAGCAGCCUCGGUUAGCUUAAUUAAGGGCACAGUCCUUCCCUGCAGGAAAGGGUUGUUAAAAAGCCAUUUCCCUUUCUGGAUUAGAAACCAGUGAGCUCUCAAGCCAGGGAAGGACAAAGGUGGCCCUUGCGUUUGACUUGCCGAGUGACGGGGGCCAGUCUGAAAGGCCACAGUCUGUCUGGGAGAGGAAGGGUAGAAGGCAGGAGGCCGAGGGGCACCCGGAGACUGCCACACUCCGUCUGGGACCCUGCAGGCCUGUGCUGUGAUGGCCAGUGCGGCCUGGAUGUGGAUGUGGACACUGCUGCUGCUUCUCUGGGUGACCCCGGGGCCUGAGGCCUUCAACAAGGGCAUCGGGGAGCCCUGUGAGGAGCAUCUGGAGUGCCGGAGUGGCUGCUGUGUCUCCAACAGCUUGAACCCUCAUCGUUUCUGCACCGCUCAGACCUUUUUCCAGCAUUGCUUGCCGUGGCACAAGCCCGUCGGCUACCAAUGCUACCACCACUGGGAGUGUCAGAGCAGGUGCUGCAGCCAGAUUGGACGCAGCCUGAAGAGGUUCUGCGUGUCCAAGACCAUCUUCCUGCAGUGUGUGCCCUGGCGCAAGCUCAAAGGGGACCUCUGUAGGAGCCACCGUGAAUGCCUGAGCCAGUGCUGCAUCCGACAGCGGGACUCCAGUCCCCGCCGCUGCACACCCCGUACCGGAAUCCUGGCCCAGUGCUUGCCCCUGAAUUGACCCAAGUCUGCACUGCAGGAUCAGAUCUGGAACCUUGCAUCCAGCCUGGACCUGGCCAUUGAGAAGCCACGCCUGUGGCCGUGCUGCUCCCUUCCUGGUCCCAGGAGCCUGGAGGCCAGAGGUGCUGUCCUUUGCCCCAAGCAUGUGGUGUCAGUGAGCCCAGACCACAAGUCUGAGAUGUGUGGCCCAACUGCAGAAAUAAAUGCCCUGAUGGCACAGCGCAUGGGCGAGGUCUGUGGGAGUCUGACACGGGCCUCCUGGACCCAUCUUUCGUGGGGAGACCAUUCCACACCCCUCCCCUGCACUCUAUCCUAGAGGUGAAAUUAGCUUACCUGAGUGUGGAAGAUUCCAGAAUGCAGGACCAUGUCCUGGGGCUGCUCACCCCUCCUCUGCUCUCCCCCUGGUGGCUGAGGUUGCAGAGAGCAUUUCCUCCCCUUCUGGUCUCCAGGUCUCUAAGCUGCACUGCAGUUGGGUGGGUGAGACUGGGGCUCCGGUGGGCGUGGCUAGGGGGAUUCCCACCUUGGGUGUCAGGGCCUGAGUGACACCCAGCCCUGUGCCCUGCUGUGGCCACUGCCCAUAUCUGCUCCCAGAGCUGCCCUGGGCACUGGGGUCCCCAAGCCCUGCUGUCUGCGAGUCCCUGGAAACCCCGCCACGAGCAUUUGCCCAGGCUGAGGGUGCUUGCUCAGGCUUUGCUCCAAGAACAUUCCUUUUUCUUGGAGUCCCCAACAUCACUGGUCCCUGGGUAUCAAGGCACAGGUGCAUGGUGGGUGAGGACCGGUGUGACCACAGCUCCUGACCCCAGCGAAGGAAUCACAGCACACUGAAUUUGGAGAAGUGGCACAUGAAACGCCAUUUUUAUGGAUUUUGUCACCUCUGUGACAGUUUUACAUCGACUUUUCUGACUUCAUAGUUUUUAAUUACAUAUUUACAAGUUA